This is a messenger RNA of Vigna unguiculata (cowpea), 2620 nucleotides long. RefSeq names its product RING/U-box superfamily protein. Gene Ontology annotation, biological process: ubiquitin-dependent protein catabolic process. Gene Ontology annotation, cellular component: nucleus. NCBI's taxonomy places the organism in Eukaryota, Viridiplantae, Streptophyta, Magnoliopsida, Fabales, Fabaceae. The record is from RefSeq and is a predicted model, not a curated record. Gene Ontology annotation, molecular function: ubiquitin protein ligase activity.
UCCAUGUCCCUUCUCUUCUCUGUCGUGUUCAUCUUCAUCGUUCAAAUUUACUAAAAAUACUUUCUACUAAUCUGGUUUCGCUUUUUUAUUCUUCGCUUGAUUUUGUGGGUACAGACAUGGCAGAAGAUAUGGAAAUUGAUCAAAUUGUGGAAGUUCCUGAUACCCCAGAUAGAAUAACUGUGAGGGGUGAUGAUCAAAAACGUUUAUGUAAUCCUGAGAAGAGGGGCAGAGCUUUUAAUGCUGCAGUUGAAAUGAAUAAUAAUUUCUGUACUACAUCGUCCCCGUCAGAGAAAUCUUAUCCUUCUCAAAAUGCUCCCAUGUUUAGGAGAGGCCAAACAAUGCAUUCUAGUGGAGCUGAAAAGAUGGAGAGAGGGAAAAGUAUAAACUCCAAGGUUUCUUCUAAAUCAUCUCACCGAGAUAUUCCUGUUUUAGAUUUGACUGAAGAGAAUGGACCGAGCCAACAACUGAAACCAGCUUUCUCUCUUGGUGCAUCAAGAGAUCAUGCAACUGAAGACAAGAAAGCACCCAAAGCAGCUAUUGGGAACUCUUUGUCGCCAGCCAUUUCAGAUUCGUCUGUUACAUCUAGAAAUCCCUUCACUGGAAAGUGUAAACUUCCAGGUUCUAAUACAUCUGUGGAUCGUGGCAAGGGUAUUUCUCUGUCUCAGGAUUAUCGAUCCCAAAAUGAUAAGCAAGUGUCUUUGCCUUCAUUUGUUUCCCCCUCUCCACGAGGUAGAGAGAACAAGAGAUUGGUGCGAAAUGGGUGUAUUUUACCUGUUAAUAUUGCAACAAGGGCUAAACAAUUAGCUGAACAGAGAAACCUUCAAACUGAAGAUGUUGAACAGAGCCAUGCUGAUCAUGCGCUUUCUAGCAAUGCAGUGUCACCAAAUAGUGUUGAUGACAUAGUUGCUAGAGAGAGAGGCAAUGGUAGAGUUAAAGGAAAGGAAGUUCGUAUUUAUUCUCCAUUGAAUGGAUGCAGUGCUGGAACUAUUUGCACUGCUAGCAGUAGCCCUGCCAUCAAUCACGAAGAGGUCACUGGUACCAGUAAUGAUACAAGAAAUUCACUUCAACACUCUGGAGUACAAGAUGGUUGGAGAACUACUCGUAAUUACAUGAAUGCUAAUCAGCACAUGUAUGAUGUACAUGGGCAUCGCAUGACGAGAAAUAAUGGUGUUGGAAGAUUUACUAAUAGGCGGAAUACACACAUAGUGGAUGGAAGAAACCUCGGGAGUAAUCAAAGCAGCACACAUGUACAUGGUUCUCAAUCAGAUCAUACCGCACAACCAAGUUCUGUGAUCAUGCUAGAUGCGGACCAAUCAGCUGUUAACCGUCCUACUGCUGACAUUCUGGCUAAAAGGCAAAGAAGACGUGAACCACCUGGGGAAUCAUCAAGUUCACAUCCGGAAGUGGUAGAGUUGUUAUCCACACCAAGGAACUCAGCAAGCUCAUCUCGGAGCCGUGGCUUGGAUCCUGAAGUGGUUGAGUUGGUAUCCACGCCAAGGUACAGAUCAUCUGAAGAUUUAGAUGAUAAUGACAACAAUAGCUUGGAAGCUCGAGCAAGACAAGUGGAAGCAGAUGAGAUUUUGGCACGUGAACUCCAAGAACAAUUGUAUCAUGAUGAUUUCAUUGAAAACAGAGGGAUUGAUGAACAUUUAGCGUGGGAGUUGCACCAUGCAGAGGAUCUUCUGCCUACAUCCAUUGAUAGUCCCAGCAUAAAUCAUCCUGCAAGGCUUCCUAGGGCAAACAGACAGCCUCGUAUAUGGCCUAAUCAGAAUUCUUCUAGAAGGAGAGCUAUGCCUGUAGUUUCUUUCUCUAAUAGAAUGUCACAGUUGAGGAGUCGUGCUACAAGUAGGACUCGGAAUCCUAACAUGCCAUCUAGAGGAAGAGGCCCCCGGUUUCCUCUGGAUAUGGACUUAGACAUGAGACUUGAUAUAUUGGAAGCUUUAGAAAAUUCAAUGGGGGAUUUCAGUGAUAUUGCUGAUGGCAUCUUUAACGGGCGACGUGAUUUCAAUGAAAGUGAUUAUGAAAUGUUAUUGGCCCUUGACGAGAGAAAUCACCAACAUACUGGUGCGUCUACUAAUCUGAUCAAUAGCCUUCCACAGUCCACCAUCCAGAAUGACAACAUGACAGAGCCAUGUGCUAUAUGUCUUGAGACCCCAGUCAAGGGAGAAACUAUUCGCCACCUUCCCUGUUUGCACAAAUUUCACAAAGAUUGUAUUGAUCCUUGGCUCCAGAGGAAAACAUCAUGCCCCGUCUGCAAAUCAUCAAUCACCUAAUCCAUUUUAGGACUUAGGUUGUUAAGUUAUCUUUUGAUGCAUUAGAUAUUCAUCAACCAGCCACCUCAUUUUUUCUUUCAGGGGAAAAGGUAAUAAUCACAGUGCCUUUAAUUUAUCUUUUGAUACAGUAGAUAUUCAAAAGCGAAUAGUUACAGAAAGAUCUGCAAGUCGUAACGAUGCUGAUAUACUGUUACGGUCUUUUUUAAAUUGUGAUUAGUUGUGGGGCAAGAAUGAAUGCAUUUUGAGAAAUCUGUUAUGAAUGAUGUUGUAAUUUAACUUCUACUGCUGCUGCUGCUAAAUACUGCAGAGUUGGCACGAGCCCAAUCUUCACAAUUUUUUUUGGUCCU